This is a messenger RNA of Silurus meridionalis, 3066 nucleotides long. It is a transcript of the gene tmem168a, whose product is annotated as transmembrane protein 168a. The transcript has 5 exons. The coding region runs from base 210 to 2261 and encodes 683 amino acids. The record is from RefSeq and is a predicted model, not a curated record. NCBI's taxonomy places the organism in Eukaryota, Metazoa, Chordata, Actinopteri, Siluriformes, Siluridae.
CCAAUUUGUAUUCACCUAGUUUGCCCCUCAGCGGACACCAUAGUUUCGAGUACGAAAACAUGGAGUCCCGGAAGAGAAGAAAGUUGGCUCAUAAGUAAAGUGAUGUGUUUUUUCUUAGAAAUGAAGGUGGAAGGCAAACUGCUUUCUGUAACCUGAGAGAAGAAGGAUUGAAGCUUUUGUACAUCUGGCUUUUCAUAUAAAAAGCCACAAUGACUGCUGAGGAGUCCAGUAAGGAGGUGGAUGUGUGGUCCUCCAUCCGCUGCCUGGGUUACCUGUCCAGUGUAAACCUGCUGGUGGCGGUGUGUUUAGGCAUGUACGUACGAUGGGAGCACACUUCCGAACCUACAAUCCUGGUCAUUUUUAUUCUAGGUCUCUUUGUCUUGGGCCUUUCCAGCAUCCUGUAUUAUUAUUUCUCGAUGGAGUGGGCCAGCCUGAGCCUGUUCCAUCUCUGGUUUGGCUUUCUGCAAGGCCUUCUAUGCUUUCUGAACAGUUCUUCUUUAGAGAAUGAUGUGAAGGAGCAAGUGACGAACUACCUGCUGUUGGCCAGCGUGGCUAUGCGCUGUGUGUGGGCACUGACGGACCGCUUGUGUGGCUGCGUCAACCACAAGAGAGUUGUACUUACAUCAGCCGAGGCUCUCGAGCUGCUGGGAUUUGCCAUAGCCAGCACCACUAUGGUCCUCUACAAGUCAGCAGCAAUCAUCGCUCUUCUGGUUGCUUUAGGUGUCAUUAUUAUAGACCUGCGAAUGAAGUCUCUCUUGGCUCUUCCCAAUCUCAUCUGCUUUUCUGUAGUCACAGCCAUCACUUUUUUCCAGGCUCUUCAUGUCCAGGCAAACCCAUUUACCCUGGGCUGUUACUUCGGACGGCUCAUUUGUGAACCCUUGCUAGACGUGUACUUCAGCAGCCUUUCGGUGACUGAACGCUGGAUGCCUUUUUUGUCAGCAGGCAGGCUGUGGCGCAGACUCUCUCUCUUCCCGCUUAGCAUUGUGGAGCUAAUGUUUUUUGUGCUUUGUGCCCUGAAACUGGGACACCUGGAGUUCUGGUACCUCGUUAUCCCUGGAUUUUGUGUGUUCGGCCUCUUCUGGGUGCUUUGCCACAUGGUGUUCCUGGUCACGCUUUGGGGAUUCCACACCAAGUUAAGCGAGUCCCAGAAGGUUCAGGCUGCCCAGCGCUCAGACGGGCGCAGUCUAGACAGAAUCAUGGCCUCCAGGGGGGUGCGCCACUUUUGCCUCAUCUCCGAACGCCUGCUGUUUUUCUGCCUGCUCUCGACCGUCAUCCUGGGGGCAGUGUCAUGGCAGCUCUCUAAUGCACUCUUCAUGAGCAUGUUCCUGGUGGUGCUGUCACUGGAGUCUCUGGUACAUGGACUCUUCCAUGAGUUGGGCAACUGUCUGGGUGGGACAUGUGUGGGCUAUGCAGUAGUCAUUCCAACAAGUUACUGCAGUGCGGAUGGUCAGCCUGUACUGCUUCCUCCGGAGCAGGUACAGGAGAUGAACCUGCGCUCCACCUCAACAAUUAACGCUGUCCAGCGCCUUUUCUCGCACCACCUAAUCCAGACGUUCGGCUGUGACUACUCCACCAGCGGACUGAGCCUGGACACACUCCAGGGCAAACUGCGCUCCUUCUUGGAGCUGCGUACUGCUGACGGCCCCCGGCACGACAACUACCUCAUCUACUUCAGCGGACACACUUUGCCUACAGGAGACUGGGCUCUUACAGGUGGGGAAUGUCUGCGCCUGGGGCAGAUCCUCGAUUUGUGGAAGGAGCGCAACGUGGGCUUCUCCUCCCGCCUCAUCCUGGUGCUGGAUACAGAGAACUCUGGGCCAUGGGUGAAGGCUGUGCGGAGGGUGGAGGGCCUUUAUGUGGCUGUGCAGGGAGCCGAAAUGAAUUCGGCUGGGGAUGCCGAGAGCCAAGACGCUCCUCGCCUAGGAGACUUUACCUCGGAGUGGGUGGAAUACAACUGUGAACCGGAAAGUGGCGUGCAGUGGGGCGAGCGAGGGCGUCUCCUCUCCGCCGUAUAUGGCGUUUCUAAAUGUUGGAGUGACUACAGGCUCCACCUGCCGACUGGCAGCGACGUGGAAAAGCACUGGAAAACCCACUUCCCUCGUGUCACUUACCCGCUGGUGUCUGUGGCUAAUUGGUGCUGUGGGCUGAAUCUGUUAUGGCUUUGCGGUGCCUGCCUUCGCUGCUUCAGGAGGCUCAAACUCGGCUGGUUUCCUCCUGCUGUCCUCGACACAGGGCAGGGAAUCAAGCUCGUUAGAUCAUAGAUUUGAACUACGAUCUUCGCAACUUUUUGACGUGACGUGCGCCUUAUUUUACGUGCCUUUUCCUUUGUUUGUUCAAAUGCUCAUUAAGUAGGUAAAAUGUUGUUCUGUGUAGGACAUUGUGCAUUUCAUGGUCUAAUUUUGGUGGCUGCAUCCUCUUUUCCCCUGCAGUUCUUUGUUUUUUUGUUUUUUUUGUUUGUUUUGUUUUUUUCCCUCCUUGGACAGGGAUGUACUUGACAUAGCAGUUUAAAUGAUUUCCUCUGUGCGUUUUGAUUAAUUUAAUUAAUAAUUUUUUACACCCCGGCGUCUGCGUUAAUUUGGAACAAAACAAUUUCUUAUAUCCGUACUAAACGACAAUGAAGUUACAAUAUUAAUGCUGUAUUGUGUGGUUAUUUUAAUGCCACUGUCAUCGUUUUUUUUGAAUACCAAAUUGUAUUUUCUCCCUUUACUUUUUAAGUGCCUUUAACUUUAUGCUUCCAUGUUGACAGGAGGAAAAAAAAAAGCGGUUAUUUGAGUUGAAAGUGCCACAACAAGCAGUUGUGGACUCUAAAUGACCCUGUAGGAAACCUAUUUUAAAUUCCUAUUUUGUCUCUUUGAUGACAAAUUUAGCAAAACAGGAAUUAAGAUGUUAUUAGUGUGUGUUGUGUAGAGUGUAGCUCUGACUAUCAGUUCCUCACUACAUUAAUUGAUCUUUGGCGUGGGUGCAGGCUCUCAUUCUGAGCCAGUGGGGUUUUCACACAAGCUUUGUACAGUUUUCGUAUGUUAUUGUAUUCUCCUUUGACAUAAAUAAAUGUUUUAUUUAAACAUA